GGCAACCCUUAAGAUAAAACCUGAAUCUAAGUCCUCAAUUGUCAGUCCUAACCAGUCGCUGUCUCCUCCUACCCGUAACCUCUGCACAUAAAAUACACACCAUCAUGCCGUCAAACGACCCCAAAUACGACGAGAUGCACCAGCAGCUAUUCGAAGAGGGCCUGGAGAUGCGGAGAAGCGUCGUAGGCGACUCCUACGUCAACAAUGCCCUGGAGAACGGCUCGACAGAAUUCUCGCGAGCCGGUCAGGAGAUGGUCACAGAGUGGGCUUGGGGGUAUGCAUGGACACGCCCAGGUCUCGACAAGAAGCAGCGCAGCUUGAUCAACAUCGGCAUGCUGAUGGCGCUCAACCGCGCGCCUGAACUGGCCGUGCACAUUCGAGGUGCGAGGAACAACGGUCUGACUGAGCUGGAGAUCCGCGAGGCGAUCAUCCACGCGACGGUGUACUGCGGCGUCCCGGCUGGCGUGGAUGCAAUGAAGACCGCCGAGAAGGUACUGAACGACAUGGCAGAGAAGGGGGAGAUGCCACGAGAACUGGGAAACAGGAGUGAGAGAGCAGACAAGAAUGGGCAAUGAGGGUUGUUGUGCAGUUGGAAGUGCACAGGUGGGGC
Didymella exigua CBS 183.55 is the source of this 610-nucleotide messenger RNA. RefSeq names its product 4-carboxymuconolactone decarboxylase. The record is from RefSeq and is a predicted model, not a curated record. The coding region runs from base 105 to 575 and encodes 156 amino acids. Lineage: Eukaryota; Fungi; Ascomycota; Dothideomycetes; Pleosporales; Didymellaceae. The transcript has a single exon. Gene Ontology annotation, molecular function: peroxiredoxin activity.